Carya illinoinensis is the source of this 1941-nucleotide messenger RNA. RefSeq lists its product as uncharacterized. The transcript has 4 exons. Lineage: Eukaryota; Viridiplantae; Streptophyta; Magnoliopsida; Fagales; Juglandaceae. The record is from RefSeq and is a predicted model, not a curated record. Bases 1 to 1941 code for a protein of 646 amino acids.
AUGGAAAAAGUAAAAUGGGCAACGGAGGGUGAACGGAAUACCAGGUUUUUUCAUGCCUGUCUUGCCUUAAAGAGAAGUAAGCGAGUUCUUAGUAUGCAGUCGAAUGAUGCAGUGUUUGAGUCUCCAAAGAGCAUCCACCAAGGUGCAGUUGAUUAUUUUUCUUCUCUUUUACAAGGUGAGCCAACUUCUGAGCACCCUAAUUUUGAUGGACUUAUUGAUCCGGUUAUUUCUGAUGAGGAGAAUGCCUCUUUGCUUUGUGCUCCUUCAUUGGAGGAAGUAUAUGCUGCUUUUUCCUCUAUUCCGGUUAACAGCCCUCCUGGUCCUGAUGGUUUUGGGUCUGGAUUUUAUAAACGUUGCUGUUUUGAUAAGUUCCGUCCCAUCAGUCAUUGUUCGGUAUUUUAUAAACUUUGCUCCAAAAUUAUUGUCAACCGGUUAACUGGCUUUCUGCUUCGUCUAGUAUCAAUGGAACAAGGAGCCUUUAUUCCAGGUAGAAGUAUUUUUGAGAACAUAAGUCUCAUUCAGGAAAUGGUUCAGUCUAUUAAUAAGAGGAAUCAUGGUGGCAAUAUUAUGUUAAAAGUAGAUAUGGCAAAAGCUUAUGAUCGUGAGAUCCUUACCCGGAUGAUUCAUCGUAGUGUGGCUGAGCAUAGAUUUGGGCAAUUUCAACAGGGAAGAGGUACGCCUAUUAUUUCUCAUUUGAUGUAUGCUAAUGAUGUGGUUAUUUUCUCUAAUGGGAGCCAAAGAUCGGUUCGGGAGCUCCUAAGUAUUCUGGGACAAUAUGAAGGAUGGUUGGGACAAGCUAUAAAUAAACAAAAGUCUACUGUGUUUUGUUCUAGUAAAAUUUCCCAUUCUCGGAAGAGGCGUCUUCUCCGCAACACUGGUUUUGUAGAGGGUCAUUUUCCCCUCAAAUAUCUUGGAGUGCCCAUUAUACUGGGUCGUCUUAAGCAAAUUCCUCAAGUUGUCAUAAAUAAGAUUCAUCAAAUGAUGAGUUCAUUUUUUUGGGGCGAGUCGAAUGGGAAGGAUAAGAAGAAAUGGGUAGCUUGGAAACAUAUGGGUAUGCCUGUGGCAGAAGGCGGUAUUGGGGUGAGGCUUCUCCAUGAGGUUCAGACAGCCUUGCACAUGAGGUUUGCCUGGAAUCUUCUACGAGGUAAUUCUCUCUGGGCCAAUUUUUUGAAGGCUAAAUAUGUGGGAUUGAAACCUUGGUUAUUAAUAGAUGAUGCUAAAGGUUCAAGAUUCUGGAGAAUGAUUGCUCACUAUAUUCCCUUGGUUUUGAAUAAUUCUAAAUCGAGAGUUAAAGAAGGAGAUAUUUAUUUUUGGUAUGAUAAAUGGCGUGAUAAUGGCCCUUUGAUAAAUGAAUUGCCUCUUGUGGGUCAACCUUUGAUGAAAAUCAAAGAAUGCCGUUUGUCUGAUGGAUGGGAUGUGAACUUGCUUGAAAAUUUAGCGGGAUUAGAGAAUGUUGACGAUAUCCUUGUCUCCUUAUCUGGUCCUAAUUCGGGUAAGGAUGUUCUUGUCUGGACCCAAACAGAGGAAGGGUUGUUUUCAGUUCAGUUUGCAUGGCAGUGUAUUAGAGUCAAAGGAGCUUCUUUUGAAUGGCAUUCUUGGAUUUGGCAUAAAAGUCUUCCAUUGAAAAUGUCUAUUCAUUUCUGGAAGGCAUGGCAUAGGGCUUUGAGUGUGGAUGAUAGGCUGUGUAGUGUUGGUAUUCCAAUUGUUUUCAAAUGUGAUUGUUGCUUUGCUGGUCACUAUGAAGACAUAAAUCAUGUUCUCUUCGAGGGUGAUUUCCCAAAAAAAAUUUGGUUAACUUUCUCUAAUCUAUUUGGGUUACCAAUGGGUAGAAAUUGGGAACAACAUGUUUCCUCUUGGUUCCGGUGUGCUAAGUCAUCUUCUCAGGUGGGAGUUAUUAUGGGCCUCAUGCCUGUCAUUAUUACCUGGAGACUUUGGAGGUGA